CUCAUUUCACAUGUCAAUAAUGGCGGAAUCUACAACUGUAAAAACGGCAGAGGAUAUUUUACCAUACCUUUUUGAGCCAGUCGUUAUAUCAGAGGGUGGGGAAGAUGAAUGGACUGACUGCAGUAGCGAGGCAAAUGAGAGUGAUGUAGAAAGAGAGAUGGGAAAACAGGGAAGAUGCGACGUGGAUAGUGAAACGUGGUGCAAAUGUGGACAUUGCCAAAAAAAGUAUUUUCCUAUUGAAUGCAUUUGUUGUGUAGAGGUCGAAGAAACAAAACGGAUGAUUGAAAAGGAGAAUAUUGGCUGUAUAAUUGAUCAUCCAGGUUUUAGUCCAGUGUGCCUUAACGUCGAGGUUUUGUGGACAUCGCUGGUGAACUUGGCAGAUAGAGAAGGAGCUUAUUUGCCGCGCAGGAAUAACGUUCCAAACAAAUCGUAUAGAUAUGCAGCAUAUAGACAGUUUACCUGGUGGAUACAUGAUAAGUUAGGUCGCCAUGUUAGACGGGUUAUACCAUCUUGCGCUGUUAGCCGUAUAAGGGCCGAAUUCGAAGAAGAAGACGGCAACUACACUUUUUUUACGGCAGCAGCAAUAUCAAGAUUUCCCUGACCUUUCACACAUUUGAAAUCUGGUUGAGAUUUCCAAAUAUAAGUGCAGCCUUUGGUACAUGUAAUGUGGAGAUAAAGCUGGGAACCUUUACGAAAUGAUUCGCGAAUUGUUGACUUGUUCACAAGCGACCCACACUUUGAACAUCUGUUCAAUAACACAUCAAUUUGACUUCCAUACACGAUAAAGCAUCUGUUGUUGUGAUCAUAUGUAUUUUCGGCGAAUUCAUUGAUAUCGGAUUCACUUUCUUCGAAACUUCUGGAUGCACCAUGAACUGUUGGGUCAAAAUCGGAAUCAUUUGUAUCAUUGCCAACUUCACUUGUUUCAGAUAAAAAACUUUCCUUCAGUUGUGAAGUACCUGAAUGAGACCAGUGUACUCAAAUAAUUAUAAGUGAAUACAAAACUCACUCUCGUCCCCAGAGAACGAGUUGUACAUACCUUCAACACUUUUUUCUUUCCAUCCAUCAUCUGUUUUACGUUCAUCUUUUUUUUCAUCGGUUUCUCCCGCAUUCGAUGCAGGUACAACAUUGUCAUCAGCAACAUCUGAAGUAACGUUCAGCGAAUUAUCUUCAUC
Messenger RNA from Hydractinia symbiolongicarpus, 1172 nucleotides. Its product is annotated as P2X purinoceptor 7-like. Bases 11 to 601 code for a protein of 196 amino acids. The transcript is spliced from 3 exons. NCBI's taxonomy places the organism in Eukaryota, Metazoa, Cnidaria, Hydrozoa, Anthoathecata, Hydractiniidae. The record is from RefSeq and is a predicted model, not a curated record.